CUUCUACAGAAACCAUUUCAGUUUGCUACAGGACCAUUUUUAAUCUGAAUUGAACCACCCCUUUUGCGUCCUUAGCCAAAUCACCAAAAUGUCCAGUUAGAACAAGAACUUAGCAUUCUGCAAAAAGAAGUUAACAGCUGAGGAAACAUUCUGAAAUGGAUCCGAAAUAUUUCAUCUUAAGUUUGUUUUGUGGACACCUCAGUGAUACAUUUCUCUUAACGACAGAAGACAUUACAACAGAGUCUCCUGUAUUUAUAUCAUCAAGGCUCAAUGUCUCAGCUAAUGCUCAAAACACAACAGGGAAUCCUUGGAGUCAACCAACAGAAUUCAACCACGUUUCUUCUGCACAACCAAUAUCAACUGCCAAAGUUGCUGGUGGACAAUCAAUACCAGGGGCCUAUGCUCCUUCUGAAAAACCGGCAGCGCAAACUUCUGCUGGGCAACCACCUGCCUCUAACAUCACCAGACAACCACCAAUACCAACGGCCAACGCCUCCUCCCGACAAACAGUACUCCCUGUGCUUACCUCUGCCGGACAACUACCACCAUCUGCCCAUACUUCUACCAAACAACUGCCGCCAUUUCUCUACACUUCCACUCAACAACCAUCAUCUAUCCACACGUCUUCUGGAAAACCAAUACUACCAACUGUUCAUAAUCCAUCUAAACCACCAACCCCAAGUGUCAAAAGUUCACAGAGGGUGACUCCAGGAUUCAUCCUAGAAACUACCAGUAACACAAAUAUCCCACGGGAAACCAAUUCUAAUUUGAUAGCUGCCACAUUAGUGGGUGUAAUUCUGAUGUCUAUGUUUGUAGCUAUAAUCAUGAUUGUGCUAUGGAAAUGCUUGAGAAAACCAGUUUCAAAUGAUCAGAAUUGGGCAGGUAGGUCUCCAUUUGCCGAUGGUGAAACCCCCGACAUCUGUUUGGAUAACUUUAGAGAAAAUGAAGCACCCGUGAAAAGGACAUCAAUUGUUUCACUUAUGCCCUGGAAACCAAGCAAAAACACACUCAUAGCAGAUGACUUAGAAAUUAAGUUGUUUGAAUCAAGUGAACACAUUGGAGAUUCCAACAACGCCAAAACAGAGAAAAUAAAAGAUCAGGUAAAUGGUACAUCAGAGGAGAGUGCUGGGGGAUCAACGAUCGGCACUGCUAUUUCUUCUUCAGAUGAUGCAGAUUAUCCACCACCUUCCCCACUUCUUGAUUUGGAAGGACAGGAGAGUAACCAAUCCGACAAACCCACAAUGACAAUUAUAUCUCCUCUUCCAAAUGAGUCCACCAAUCUCCCACCAUCUCUGGACUGUCUCAAUCAAGUCUGUGAAGGUUACAAUUCUGAGUUUGAACAAUCAUUUCCACCUCCUCCCGACUCAUUUCACUUGCCCCCGGCACCAGAAGAUUUCAUGAAAAACCAGGAAGAUUCCCACAAUGAGAUCCAGGGUCAGGAAUUCUCUAUUCCUCCUGACUCUGGUCAAGACCACAGUGAAUCCUUGCCACCCCCACCUGAAGAACUGUUAUAAAUACUGUAAUUUGCUUUUUAGCUGAUUUUCCAUCCUUCCUACAGAACUCCAUCUUUUUUUUUCUCUUCAUGUGAUGAAAUAUAUUAAAAGGCAACUGGUAGCCAAUUUUGAUUUUUAUUCAGGAACUACCUGAAAUCUGCUAAAGCCCAUGUGCAUGGCUGGAACUUAUUUUUAAAAAAUGACAUAACAGUGAUCUAUUUACUAGCUAUUGUACCUAACUUUAAUGUAGAGAACAUUUUACCUAUGUGGAUGGUAUGUAUGUCAGUAACUUAGCCACUUUGGAAAUAAGCACUCUACAUAUAGUUAAUAUCAUCUAAUGGAUAUAUACUUUUUUCCUGAAUAGCUGUGUGUAAAGUUACAUUGAAUAAAUAACACUUUGUUUUUCCA
Molecule: messenger RNA, 1901 nt
Organism: Felis catus (domestic cat)
Lineage: Eukaryota; Metazoa; Chordata; Mammalia; Carnivora; Felidae
Gene: EVI2B
Product: ecotropic viral integration site 2B
Exons: 2
Coding region: 156-1514 (452 amino acids)
Biological process (GO): regulation of stem cell division; positive regulation of neutrophil differentiation
Source: RefSeq, a predicted model, not a curated record